AUGCCAAACGAUUCGAUUGAAAUUAAAACUAUCUGUUCAGAUGUAGAGAAUUCCCAAUUCACUCUGACCGUAAAUAAUGAAGAAGAAAAUAAUUCUGAUGAUAACAUUAACAGCAAGACGCGUACAAGAAUAAACAAUCCAAUUAAUUCAACCAUAUCGUCUGAUUCAACUCUUUCCUCCACUUCCACCUCUACGAUCACAAAUAAUAACACUAGCAAUAUCCCCACUUCACAACACAGUGACACCAUCUCAAAUAAUAUUCGUUCUCGUUAUAUUCAUAAUUAUCACCAAUUGCCUAGAAUCAAAAUCUUAGGGACAGGUGGUACUAUUGCAUCCAAAGGUGGCUCUUCCUCGGCCACCGCCGGCUAUCACGUAGAUCUGACUAUUCAAGACAUGUUGGAUGCUAUCCCCGAUAUCUCCCAGAUUUGCGAAAUUGAAUACGAACAACUAUGCAAUGUUGAUUCAAAGGACAUCUCUGAGUCCCAACUUCUCUCAAUCUAUAAUGGUAUAUCAUCUGCCUUGCAAAAAUUCGAUGGUAUAGUCAUCACUCAUGGUACAGAUACGUUGUCGGAGACUGCAUUCUUUAUUGAAUCCACUAUAGACUCAGGCGAUGUCCCCAUUGUUUUUGUUGGUUCCAUGAGACCCUCCACAAGUGUCUCUGCUGACGGCCCAAUGAAUCUCUAUCAAGCUAUCUGUAUCGCUUCCAGUUGGAAAUCUAAAGGUCGUGGUGUCUUGGUCUCCUUGAAUGAUCAGAUCUCUGCGGGUUACUAUAUCACAAAGACUAACGCCAACUCUCUUGAUUCCUUCAACGUUAGACAGGGUUAUUUGGGGAACUUUGUUAAUAACGAAAUCCAUUAUUAUUAUCCUCCUGUUAAGCCACAGGGAGUACACAAAUUUAAAUUGAAACUGAAUCAUGACAACAAGGAUAAGUAUAAUGGUAACAAAUUACCUCUUGUAUGUAUCUUAUAUGGACACCAAACUAUGGACCCUGGAAUUAUUGAUUUGGUCAAAGAUCAUUAUGAUGGGAUCGUUAUUGCUACUAUGGGUGCAGGCUCAUUACCUGAUGAAGUCAAUGACAAGUGUGUUUCUUUAUUUAAUAAACCAAUUGUUUACUCUAAAAGAUCGAUGGAUGGGAUGAUUCCUAUUGCUAAUUUACCAAAAAAUGGCAAUAAUGUAAUUGCUUCUGGGUAUUUAAAUCCAGAAAAAUCAAGAAUCUUAUUGCAACUAUGUCUUUUGUCCAAUUAUUCACUUGAUGAAAUUAAAUGUGUAUUCAAUGGCGUUUAUGGUGGUUAA
Molecule: messenger RNA, 1293 nt
Organism: Arxiozyma heterogenica
Lineage: Eukaryota; Fungi; Ascomycota; Saccharomycetes; Saccharomycetales; Saccharomycetaceae
Gene: ASP1
Product: asparaginase ASP1
Exons: 1
Coding region: 1-1293 (430 amino acids)
Molecular function (GO): asparaginase activity
Source: RefSeq, a predicted model, not a curated record